Molecule: messenger RNA, 1915 nt
Organism: Bacillus rossius redtenbacheri
Lineage: Eukaryota; Metazoa; Arthropoda; Insecta; Phasmatodea; Bacillidae
Product: B1 bradykinin receptor-like
Exons: 2
Coding region: 117-1055 (312 amino acids)
Biological process (GO): positive regulation of Rho protein signal transduction; phospholipase C-activating G protein-coupled receptor signaling pathway
Cellular component (GO): plasma membrane
Molecular function (GO): G protein-coupled receptor activity
Source: RefSeq, a predicted model, not a curated record
GGAAACGGGCCUGUGAUAGCGAGACGACAGCUUCGUGGGCCGCAGUCGAUGUUCAGCCAGCGCCGAGAGGGCCGUGUACACUGGAAGCUAAACUGGCAGAGCUCUCGAGGAGAGGGAUGAUUGUUCAACCACUGCACGCAUCUAUCAUCGUUGGAAGUGUCCCAGCUACAAUAGGUGCCUGCUGGGCGCUAUGUCGAGCUGGGCCCAUGAGUCCCUCCACAGUGUACAUGAUGAACAUGCUGCUCUGGGACCUGGUGUUCGUGCUCAUAGGCACCCCCAACACCUUCGGCAGCCAAUCGUGGGUGGCAGAGCACUUGGCAUGCCGGUUGUACCGAGCGGCUAGCGAAUUGGUCGCACGCAUGUCUGCCAACUCUUUGGUCGCACUCGCUGUCAGUGAGUACCUCUCGCAACCACGCGACCCAAGACUGCGCGCCAAGACCGAGCGGUCUUGCCUCGUUGUCAUGUGCCUGUGGGUUCUGACAGUUCUGCAGUCACUGGGCACCGUGUCACAUUCAAAACUGAACAAAACCGACUGCCUUCAAAUUACAGCAAUUGAGCCCAACAAGCAGCGCCUCGCUACCAUUGUCGACUUUACAUGUGCUUUUGUGGUGCCCAUAGUUAUGAUUAUUGUUUUCUCCGUUCUCUUAAUUACGAAACCUACCAGAAUAAAUAAUGACAGCAAAGAUAUAUGCUUCGUCACAGAGUCGUUUAUCAGACCGAGUGCUCAACCAGCAUAUUCAAAACUCGUCAUUGCUCUGAUUUUUAUUUUUAUAAUUCUAGAUAUUCCUUUCUAUGGACAUACUUUUAUUGUAUUCAUAACUGAAACAUUUAAAAUUGUGAAUCCUUUAAUUGACGAGAGCACAACUGGCUUAUUAAUUCCGGUUGGCUUUUGGUGUAAGUACAUUCUAUCGUUUUUAAAUCCAUUAGUGAUCAUUUUUAUAGUGUGCAGAAGAAAAAAUGGCAGCAGCUGUUACAAGUGUUCCUGCUGUUACAUGUGCAAUUGCAACAGGAAACGAUCGAAACGAAUAAGUAAUAUUCCGAUUUUGGACUCUUAACCGCACUAAAAAAAAAAAAAAAAAAAAAAAAAAAAAAAUUCAAGACUUUUACUUCCAGUUCAUGGAUAAGGAUAAGAAGAGAGUGAUCAAAAUGUGGAUGAAAACGCUUAUAUUAUUGUAAUAUUUCAUGAAUUUUUUUUCCAUAAAUCCUCGUAAAUAAUUUUAUGUUCCUUUUUGUGACUGUAAAAAUGUUCUUAUAUUGUUCACAUAUUUUCAUUAUUUUAAAUUAUUAGGUAUGUAAUUAGUUAAAUUAUAUGUUACAUUUACUAGUCAUAUUGGUUUCAGAAUAAAAAAGAUACACAAUACAUUAUAUUUAACAAACCAUCAAAUAUGUAUAACUAUAUCAAUUAAAAUUGUAAUUAAUGUACAUCAUUACAUAUUUGUCUCUGAAACUUUUGUGCUUAACAUGCAGGUACCUACCACAAAAUUCUUGCAUUUCAGAGAACAAUUUAAUUAAAUGUAAACAACAUUUAAUGUAAAUUCUAUUAGACCUUUGCAUCAAUAAUAACUGUAGUAAGUAACAACCAGUUUUUCAGAAUUUUAUAUUUUUGUUAGAUAUUCAUGAAGGAAAUUGUAUGUUGUUUUGAAAUAGGUGUUGCAGAAGUAGUUAUUCUAGCGUUCAAACAGACACGACCGCAAAAAUUGUACUGCAAGAUAUAUCUGUGUACAUGCAAGAUUGAGAACAUCCCUCGGAAAAUGAAGACAUUAAACGAAACACUGCAAAAUAAAUCGUAAAAUUAUAUAAUAAAUUUUAACAAUCUUACAUUUUUAAAUUUUAUUUUUAUAAAAAUGUUACUAGGAAACUAAAUUGUACAAAUAAUGGACCAACAAAUAAAAUUAAAAAUAUCUUAAAUAUUAAA